AUGACCGACUCUAACUCACCCACCCACCCACCCAACAGCCUCGCCAUCGUACGCCACCUCCCAGGCGAAAAAGUCAAGCCGAUCCGCACGCAAGCCCGCGCCGCCACCAUCCUGCCUAGUUUCGUCGGCCUCAGGUUCCAGGUGUACAACGGCAAGGAAUACCACGACCUCGAGAUCACCGAGGAGAUGGUCGGCCACAAGCUCGGCGAGUUCUCUCCGACGAGAAAACCUUUCAUCUGGUCACGACGGUAA
Molecule: messenger RNA, 252 nt
Organism: Daldinia loculata
Lineage: Eukaryota; Fungi; Ascomycota; Sordariomycetes; Xylariales; Hypoxylaceae
Product: ribosomal protein S19
Exons: 2
Coding region: 1-252 (83 amino acids)
Biological process (GO): ribosomal small subunit assembly; translation
Cellular component (GO): cytosolic small ribosomal subunit; ribosome
Molecular function (GO): RNA binding; structural constituent of ribosome
Source: RefSeq, a predicted model, not a curated record